CCCGCCCGCUCGGGCUGCCGGGAGUUGUGGUCCGCGCUGCCGGCGGAGCGGGCUGGAGCCGGGGGCCGGGAGCGGCCGCGGGCGGCAGACCCUGCCUGUCUGCGCUGCGUUUGAGAACGAAUAACCUCAGAACAUUGGCAGGGAUGCCACAGCUGAUGCAUCACUAUCGAUAGCAGCACUGUAGGGCUUCCUGAUACUCUGAGGCACAGGCCUUGUCAAACAUGUAGAUGUGAACACUAACAACCUGCCACUCACUAAUGCAGUGCUUACAAGCGUCCAGGGAACAGGUACAACUAUGCUUCCCCAUGGCAAGCCCUUCCCUCCGUGCCCCUACUAACCUGCAUGGUGUGGGUGCCUUUAAGAACCGCGAGGACUGAUCACCUGGCCCUUUUAUACACCUCUAAGAACGGCUUCACAAAAAUGUCUUUGGAGUGGCUGAUGGACUGGAGCUGGUCACUGGAUGGACUCCGGGACUUUAUAGCUACAGGGAUCCAGUCCUUCCGGGACUGUGACACCACUGCACUCACUGCUGUUGCUUGCCUCUUGGUCCUGUUUGUUUGGUACUGUUACCACGUUGGCAGGGAACAGCCCCGCACAUAUGUCACUGUGAAUUCCCUCAUACAGAGCUCCGAUGCCAAUAGCUUACAGAACGGGUACGCUUACUGCCACUCUCCCGAGUGCGUGCGCUGCACACGUAACGACGGGCUUAACCAGAAACUCUAUCACAAUCUGCAGGAAUAUGCCAAGCGCUACUCCUGGUCCGGCAUGGGCAGGAUCCACAAGGGCAUCCGAGAGCAAGGGCGCUACCUAAACAGCCGACCAUCCAUCCAGAAGCCAGAAGUCUUCUUCUUACCAGACUUACCAACAAUGCCGUACUUCUCAAGGGAUGCGCAAAAACACGACGUGGAGUUACUGGAACGCAACUUCCAGACCAUCCUGUGCGAAUUUGAGACCCUCUACAAAGCUUUCUCAAACUGCAGCCUCCCGCAAGGGUGGAAAAUGAACAGCACGCCCAGCGGGGAGUGGUUCACCUUUUACCUGGUGAACCAGGGCACGUGCGUUCCCAAGAACUGCAGGAAAUGCCCACGGACGUAUCGCUUACUUGGGAGCCUCCGCACCUGCAUUGGCAACAAUGUCUUUGGGAAUGCGUGCAUCUCUGUGCUGACCCCUGGCACGGUCAUUGGGGAGCACUAUGGACCAACCAACAUCCGCAUACGAUGCCAUUUAGGUCUGAAGACUCCCAGCAACUGCGAGCUGGUGGUGGGCGGCGAGCCCCAGUGCUGGGCUGAAGGCCGAUGCCUCCUGUUUGACGAUUCCUUUCUGCACACUGCAUUUCACGAAGAAUUGUCACAAGCAUUUGCUAGCCCAGGCCUAAGGCCUCCUUCUCUGCCUUUCCCAUGGUGAUGGGGAACAUGAAAACCAGCAUGUUGCUCCACAGGUCCCCCUGAAGAGGGCCCUCGUGUGAUCUUUAUGGUGGAUUUGUGGCACCCGAAUGUUGCAGCUGCCGAGCGCCAAGCCCUUGAUUUUAUCUUUGCUCCAGGACGAUGAUCGUGCUUCUUUGCCAUAGUGGGUUUGAGGGCAGGUGGCUGGCCUACUGGGGUUUUGCCUCAUGCAGCCCCGCUGCUAUUCCAUCUCCACCGGUGGAAGCCUGUCUCACUGGAAACCUUUCUCAUAGCACACACAGUGUUGGGUUUUCCCCUUUCUGGGGUUAUUGUAAAUGGAAGCUUCCAACUUGCAUUAACUUAGUCUCUUUCUUUCCAUCAUUGCUUCAGGGAUUUCUUUCUGCCAUGAGAGUGCAUUAUUUUCACUCUGUGAUAUAGAUGCAGUACCACUGUAGUACGUGUUAUGUUGCUACUGUGUUUGCAGUGUUCAGAAUUAGAGUAACAAAAUCAAGGGUGUUUGUGUGAAUGUAAUAAUGUAACGUUUCUUGUGGUCAUCAAAAAAACAAAAAAAUCAGCUAAGUGCUGUGCUCAGCCUAUCUUUGUCACUGUUUACAGUCACCGUGCAGACAACUCAGACAGCCAGAUGGAAAUGGCCGAGGAACAUGGUUGUCUCCCUGCUCCUUUGUGCAGAAUAACUUCUCUGGGGCAGAGAGCAUUCAGACCCCUUGCAAACCCAAAGCUGAAGAGCGUGAUGGUGCUUUGCAAACACAAGCUCUGUGCUAGCACAUGGCAUUGGGGCUGUGGGGCCAGAGGCUUUUAAAAACAUUUUCCUCCAGUGCGCGAAUAGCACGGCAGGUGGCUGCCUAGGGCUGGGAUGAUGGCCCCAGUGCAUUCGAGCAGAAGGUGUCUGUCCCUCAGCCUGCUGCCGCAAGCCCUUACUUGGUCAGAGUGGCUGUGAACACACAAAACAGCAUUUCUGGUGCUUUCAGCUGAGCUGUUAGUGGCCCAGGGGCUCAGCCCCAGGCAGAGGCUGUUAGGGAGAGUUGCACAGAAAACCUGAACCUUACGUUUGACCAAAGGUUUUUGUUAAUUGGCCUAAACCCCUCAGAGCUGUUACCUUACACUUUCAGAGCCCUGGGCUGGGAUAUACACACCAGCUACUGGGGCCUCAGCGGUGGGGCAAAGGCAGGAGUUAUAUGAAAGUAGAGAGUAACCGCAUGAGUUGCCCAAGCACCCGAAGAAGCUGGUCUGUGUCUGGUUCUCUGUCUUCUCUCUCAGUGCCCGGUGGUAGAGCGUCAAACUGCCCUCGGCGGGCAGUAUUUAAUAACUUAGCCUGCGGCCUACCUGUAAGAGUCGUGUCCACCAGCUAAACUGUGUUUUUCUUGGAGAGUAUCAUCUAAUUGUCUGUGUGUCUCAGUACAGAGCUAAUGUCAGGUGUAUAAUGUGUAACACAGCAUAUCAUGUAUACAGCCAAAUGUACUUACUGUUCCGACUGGAAAGCAAAUGUGAUAAUGGGUAACUGCUGGAGGAGGAAAAAAUGAGUCCGUGAGGGUCCCUGGAUUACUCACUACUGAAUGAUGUACAAGGGAAACUGCUGGAGGAGUUCAAAUGAGUUUUCUACACAGAUUUUUCAGUGAUUAAAUUGCAAGAUAAGGCAAAAGUUUCAAAUACAUGAAGUAUUUUUACACAAAUAUCUUCUUAAAAGAAUACGUAACGUGCAUGAUUUCUACGCACAUUGAGUACUUUGUGAUAGAAUUACAAAGGAAGCAGGCUGACAUAGUAACUGUGUUACAGUUUGGUGCCAUUUGUACCAGUACAUAAGGAAGAUUAUCAAUAAACAGUUGUGGUGAAAAAUGGAA
Messenger RNA from Dermochelys coriacea (leatherback sea turtle), 3241 nucleotides. RefSeq names its product aspartate beta-hydroxylase domain containing 2 (gene ASPHD2). The record is from RefSeq and is a predicted model, not a curated record. The coding region runs from base 343 to 1404 and encodes 353 amino acids. The transcript is spliced from 5 exons. NCBI's taxonomy places the organism in Eukaryota, Metazoa, Chordata, Testudines, Dermochelyidae.